CUCUCCUUCUCUCUCUCUGUCCUUUAGAGUAAAGAUGCCGGCAUCAGGACUCUGGUCAUGUUGGAUGAGCAGGGAGAACAACUGGAGCGUAUCGAAGAAGGGAUGGACCAAAUCAAUAAGGACAUGAAGGAUGCAGAAAAGAAUUUGAACAAUCUAGGACAGUUCUGUGGUCUAUGUUCAUGUCCCUGUAACAAGUUUAAAGGCGGGGGCCAGGCCUGGGGAGCCAAUCAGGACGGAGUGGUGAACGCUCAGCCAGGAGCCCGAGUCAUGGACGAGCGCGAACAGAUGGCCAUCAGCGGGGGCUUCAUCCGCAGGGUAACGGAGGACGCCCGGGAGAACGAGAUGGACGAGAACCUGGAGCAGGUGGGCGGGAUCAUCGGGAACCUGCGCCACAUGGCUCUGGAUAUGGGCCAGGAGAUCGACACCCAGAACCGCCAAGUGGACAGGAUCAUGGAGAAGGCGGACUCCAACAAGACCCGGAUUGACGAGGCCAACCAGCGCGCUACAAAGAUGUUGGGCAGUGGCUAAGCUGCAGAGAAAAGUGCUUUUAACCCUCUUCAACCCCACCACUCACCCCAACAUAUUAUCAACACCAACCAGCCCAGCCCUAAACCCUCCAACACCAAUCCCCAAUGCCCGACUGCAAAACCAUGCUUUUAUUGUGAAACUUGUAGAGGUUUGCACACAUGCACAUAUCAUAAAACCUCUGCCCUCCCCCCUUCAUCUCAAUAACUCAUGUCACUUCCUUUCCCUCCCAAAUCGUUGUCAAUGUUGUUCUGUGUUGUCGCUCUUUUGAUUUUGCUAUGAAUUAUAGUUCUGUUACACAUCGAUCACUCUGUACAUAGUGCUUCUUAUGGAGCUUCUAGAUCCUGUCUGCUUCAUCAUUCUUUUUUUAAGUCUGUGUGUAAUAUAAACUGUAUCCCCAGUGUCAGUAUAUGUGAUGCUAUACAUGAUAAAGGCCACAGUGAUUUGCAGUGAACAUAUAGUGAACAUACAGUCCCUCACAGCUUGUUAAAAGUCAAUACCUCUGCCGAUACUCAGUUUGAGCCGUUUGGAGAAACAUGGCUUUUUGUUCCUGACUGUUAGUGCAUUACUGUUUUAACAACUCAAUUGAUGCGGCAGUAUUAACGCAGUUUGAUGCCAUUGAUUGUAUAAUUUCUAUAUUUUUCCUCAGGAAGCUAAAUCGGACCAAUUCAAAAGCAAAGGGUUGAAUAUUUCAUUGAUUUUUUGUAAUUCAUUAAAUCUGCGUCAUGAGGCUCAGUGCAUAAUUUGUUGAUGGGACAAACCAUCAGGAAAAUAUUGGGCAUUAACAUUAAUAGCUAACAUUUUGAUUGAUAAGAAAAUGAGCUUUGCUAAAGGGUAGAGUUUAAUUACAACCUUUGCAAAGUUACAUGUUGGGUCACAACCUCUUUACAUCCCAGCUUUACCCACAAUUCAACCCAAACAAUAUCUAGUGCAUUAAGUGUGUUAUGCAUGUCCAUCUUCUGCCAGAAGACGCUGAAUUAUUCAUUUAUUCAGUCAAAAAUAAUCCUAAUAUGGAAACCGCAUGCUACAUAUUUAGGCCACACAGAAGAGAGGUUCAUAUUUAUCUGCAAUAUAGUGCCACUCUUUUUUUGUUUCAUGUCUUCUUAACCUUUCCAGACUGUGAUGAUCACUGUAAAAUAAAACCUUGGAAAAUGCCAAUAAAUCCAUCAUAACUGUAGGACCAAA
Gymnodraco acuticeps is the source of this 1710-nucleotide messenger RNA. RefSeq names its product synaptosomal-associated protein 25-A-like. Gene Ontology annotation, molecular function: syntaxin-1 binding; SNAP receptor activity. The coding region runs from base 58 to 528 and encodes 156 amino acids. Lineage: Eukaryota; Metazoa; Chordata; Actinopteri; Perciformes; Bathydraconidae. The record is from RefSeq and is a predicted model, not a curated record. Gene Ontology annotation, biological process: synaptic vesicle fusion to presynaptic active zone membrane; synaptic vesicle priming; exocytosis. Gene Ontology annotation, cellular component: synaptobrevin 2-SNAP-25-syntaxin-1a-complexin I complex; plasma membrane. The transcript has 5 exons.